Messenger RNA from Funneliformis mosseae, 552 nucleotides. The record is from the annotation of a GenBank genome assembly. Lineage: Eukaryota; Fungi; Glomeromycota; Glomeromycetes; Glomerales; Glomeraceae.
AUGGAACAUAGCAUUACUAAUUGGAGGUUUCAACUUGAGGUUGUCCAACAACCUAUUCAUGCAAGAAUGAGCGGAUUUGGAGAAGAUAGGGGCAGAAGACUCAUCUCCCCAUUACCGUUUGUGCGCCUCCGAAUCCUUGAUGGAAAUAAACCGAUUAAUAUUGAUUCGAUCGACGCUGGUUUCUUUAUAUUACAAGCCAACUUGCACGAAUUUCAAUCAGGUCUCGAGGUUACGUCGAUGUACCUCAUCGGAGAGAAGUUCGCAAAUGGCCAAAAGUUGGAAGAUACUUCGGGAAAUCAAGAUAUAUGGUUCGUUUACAAAGAUUUGAGUGUUCGAUCUGAUGGUCAAUUUUUUUUUGAAUUUAAUCUGAUAUGCAUUGGCUGGCAGGGCAGUAUAAACUUGGGUUUUAUGCCUAUAAACGUGCUAGAAUCGGUACGUUCUAAUACAUUUACAGUAUUUAGUUCCAGGACGUUUCCCGGCAUGAUCGAUCCAACCCCAUUAUCCCGUUGCUUUGCAAAGCAAGGAAACAAAAUCCCCUCGCGUUCAAAGUAA